This is a messenger RNA of Kickxella alabastrina, 804 nucleotides long. Its product is annotated as putative ARD/ARD family protein. Gene Ontology annotation, molecular function: acireductone dioxygenase [iron(II)-requiring] activity. The record is from RefSeq and is a predicted model, not a curated record. NCBI's taxonomy places the organism in Eukaryota, Fungi, Kickxellomycota, Kickxellomycetes, Kickxellales, Kickxellaceae. Bases 172 to 705 code for a protein of 177 amino acids. The transcript is spliced from 2 exons.
AAAAACCAGGCGCUAGAUAUCCGCAAAAAAAGUGGCGACUGCAGCAGGGUGCAAGCAAGCUACGGCGACGAUGACUAAAAUUAUUCUGCCGAUUGCGUGAUGCGUGUCGCUCUUUUACCCAACGUGAACAGUCACUUUUGACAUUCACCAACCUUUUUUGAAUAAUAAUAAAUGCGGGCCUAUUUUUAUGACAACACCGACGCCGACCAGCGCGAGCUGCACGACUCUGGCAUCCCUGUGAGCAUCGAGAAGCUCAACAGAAUCGGUGUAUUCUACCGCCACCUUGAUGGCAAUGCCGAAGAGCAGCAGGCAGAGGUUGAGAAGCUGUGCAUUGAGCGCUCAUACAAGAACCGCGAUGAAAUUAACAUUUCGCCGACGUUGCUGCCCAACUAUGAGGAGAAGAUAAAGACGUUCUUCAGCGAGCAUAUCCACGAGGACGAGGAGAUUCGCUUUAUCAUGCAGGGCUCAGGCUUUUUUGAUGUUCGGGACAAGGAGGAUAGAUGGGUUCGCAUUCUCGUCGAGGCUGGAGACUUGCUUAUUGUGCCGCCGGGAAUCUAUCAUCGGUUUACGUUGGACACGUCCAACUAUAUCAAGGCCAUGCGCCUGUUUAAGGAGGAUCCCAAGUGGACUCCAAUUAACCGUCCUGAAGCUGAUAGCAACCCAUUCCAUUUGGAUCAUCUGAAGGCCAUUGAUGCAUCUGGAUGAGCAUGCACUUUUUGAGUAUAUUUUCUUGCGCAAUAAAUAUCAUUAUUUAACAAUGGCCAGGUAAAUAUAUACAUAUAAUUUCUAUAUAAUAUUAAAUUU